AUGGAUUUAAUAAACUCAACUGAUCAAAACAGUACAUCAGAACCGUUCAAAUGGGUGACAUCCAAGAUUCUCAUUUCCAUUACCCUGUCUGUGCUUGCUCUGAUGACAACGGCCAUCAAUUCUCUGGUGAUGACUGCAAUAAUUGUGACAAGGAAGCUCCACCACCCGGCCAACUAUCUAAUCUGCUCUCUUGCAGUGACAGAUUUCCUCGUGGCAGUCCUGGUGAUGCCCUUCAGCAUUGUCUACAUUGUAAAGGAGACCUGGAUCAUGGGGCAGGUGGUGUGUGACAUUUGGCUGAGCGUGGACAUCACGUGCUGCACGUGUUCCAUCCUGCAUCUCUCUGCCAUUGCUCUGGACCGGUACAGAGCGAUCACGGAUGCCGUGGAAUACGCACGGAAAAGGACACCUAAGCACGCUGCCAUCAUGAUAGCAGUGGUGUGGAUCAUAUCCAUCUUUAUCUCCAUGCCGCCCUUGUUUUGGCGGCACCAGACGGCCAGCAGGGACGACGAGUGCAUCAUCAAGCACGACCACAUAGUCUCCACCAUUUACUCCACGUUUGGCGCCUUCUAUAUCCCUCUGGCCUUGAUUCUGAUCCUCUAUUACAAGAUAUACAAGGCGGCAAAGACAUUUCACAGGAGGAGCGUCAGCCGGAUCGUGAGGGAGGAGGGGGUGAACGGACAAGUCCUUUUGGACGCGGGUGAAAGAAGCACCAAAUCAGCUUCAAUGCCCAGCACGGCAGAGAAGACAUCAGAUCCCCUGGUGAACUCUGAUAAAAUCAACGUCACCCUGCGCAGCCCCAGGUCUGAAUCUAAGCACGAGAAGUCCUGGAAAAAACAGAGAAUCUCUAGCACAAGGGAGCGAAAGGCAGCAACUACGCUGGGUCUGAUCCUGGGGGCGUUUGUAAUCUGCUGGCUCCCUUUUUUUGUAAAAGAGGUAGUUGUUAAUACCUGUGAAAGAUGUCACAUCUCAGAAGACAUGUCUAAUUUCCUAGCAUGGCUGGGAUAUAUAAAUUCCCUUAUUAACCCUUUAAUCUACACAAUCUUUAAUGAAGAUUUCAAGAAAGCCUUCCAGAAGCUUGUGCGGUGUAGGCAAUACUUUUAA
Molecule: messenger RNA, 1101 nt
Organism: Manacus vitellinus (golden-collared manakin)
Lineage: Eukaryota; Metazoa; Chordata; Aves; Passeriformes; Pipridae
Gene: HTR1F
Product: 5-hydroxytryptamine receptor 1F
Exons: 1
Coding region: 1-1101 (366 amino acids)
Biological process (GO): adenylate cyclase-activating adrenergic receptor signaling pathway
Cellular component (GO): plasma membrane
Molecular function (GO): G protein-coupled serotonin receptor activity
Source: RefSeq, a predicted model, not a curated record